AUGGCGCACAGCUGUCGGUGGCGGUUCCCAGCUCGGCCCGGAGGGAGCAGCAACUCCGGUACCGGGAGGAGAGCGGGCCGAGUCCGGGUCACUGCCUCUCUGCGGACCGUCUCCGGAGCCCCGCAGCACAACGCAGCCGGGCUCGGACCCGGGUUUGAUGCUGCACUACAGGUCUCCUCGGCUAUCGGGAGCAACCUGCAGAAAUUUCGGGAUGUUUUGGGGGAAUGGAGUGACUCGAGCAGCGGGGAGGAAGAAGUAUUUGGAGGAUUUGGAACGGUCACUGAGGAGAAAAGAAUACAGAGCCCUUCAACAACCUCUUCAGUGGGCACACCCAUACAGGAGAAGAAGCCCAGAGGCCGUCCACCCCGGGCCCAGACUGCCCAGAAAGCUGCUGCAAGUCUACCUUCACCCUCCUCCCUUCCCUCCUCCGCACAGGCGAAACCUGAGGGACCAGAAAGGCCAGCUGAGAAGGUGAAAAGGUUGCCUGGGAGGCCACCUGGCUCUGGAGAAAAGAGAAGAGGGCGACCACCAUCAUCAAGUAGUAAGAAAGCUUGGAGUACAGGUAACCAUGCAGCAGCGGAGGACGGUAGGCAGGCUGGGUCUGAGCUGGGCAUGGACACGGAGGAGGACAAGGACAGAAAGGGCACCAAGAAGACGCCACUGGGCUCAGCUCAGCCACAUGACACUGAUGCCAAGCUUCCCAAAGGUGGGCGGGCUGAAUCCAAAGUUACCAACCUGAAGAGGCUGAGAGCAACUAAACUUGCCCCUCAGAAAUCACGGCUCAAAACUUUGCCUGGCGUACCCCGACGCAGACGUGGUCGACCGCCCUCAGCUGAGCGGCUCAAAGCUGAGGCAGCAGCUGCUGCUGCUGCUGCUGCUGCACAGCUGUCUACCUCCAUUGAUGAUUGUGGGGAAGGCAAACACAAGGCCUUUAAAGUGAGAGGCACAGAACCACAUGCUCUCCAGCAGCCCAUGUUAAGGAAUGUGGAUGAUGCUGAAGACCAAGACUCUUCCAAUUCACCUGCCUCCCCAUCUCCCUCUAAGCCGGGCAGGACAGUGGGCCUCAGGAAAAGCCCUCGCCAUAGAAAGCCUGUCAGAAUUGUCCCCUCUUCUAAACGCACUGAUGCAACCAUCGCUAAGCAGCUGCUGCAGCGUGCAAAGAAAGGAGCGCAGAAGCGAUUGGAGAAAGAAGCUGUAGCCAUCGGGGGUAGCGGAACAGGGGCCAUUGAAGCUGGCACCAGGAAGACCCAUCAACUGAAGAACAUCAGACAGUUCAUCAUGCCUGUGGUCAGCACGGUCUCACUUCGCAUCAUCAAAACCCCCAAGCGCUUCAUUGAAGACGAGGGCAACUUUGGAGCUCCGCCACCCCAUAUGAAAAUGGCACGGUUAGAAACGCCCCCAUCUGUCUCCACAUCUGCCCAACCCAUCUCCACUACCUCCUCUUCCCCCUCUCCUGUUCUGGUCUCCUCUCCGCCGGCCGUUACGACCACUGGUACAACUGCUCCCACUGACUCCAUCCCCCCUCCUCCCCCACCCGCCCCUAUCCCCAGUGUUCAAUCAGCAGCUGCCAGUCUGCUCAACAGCAAUACCAACAAUGCUGCAAAUGGGCGAUUUAGCAGCAGCGCAGCUUCUUGCGGCUCAAGUGCCGUGUCGCAGCAUUCCUCCCAGCUCUCCUCUGCAGAGUCUUCCAGGUCGAGCAGCCCCAGCUUGGAUGACUCGUCAUGCGACUCUCAGGCUUCUGAGGCCACACAAGCUUUGUCGGAGCCAGAGGAGGAACACUCUCCGUCCUCACAGGGAGAGAGGGAGGCCAACCUGUUACACAGCUCACGGCCUCCCUCCCCUCCCUCUGAGCCAGAGCCAGAGCACAUGUUGCCUGAGAGGAGUCGACGAGGCCGGAGAGGACAGGGGGUGGGUCGAGGAAAUCAUAGCCAGAGGGUGAGAGAGACGCUCACCACUGGGGCCAAAAAGCCUAUUAUCAGCCCACCAACAGGAGUGCUGAUGUCCUCCACCACACUCGUAAAUUCCCAGCAAGCUUCAUCCACUGCCUCUUCUUCCCCCCCUCCUCCUCCUCUCCUCACCCCUCCUCAGCCUCCCCAGUCAGCUUCCUCCAAUUCAGCUGCUAUCAGUGAACACCAUUCCCAAUCAUCCUGGAUGUCUCACUCCAUGCCUCCAUUCCUGUCUGGACCGUCAGUGCUGUCCAGCUUAUCAGACAAACGAAGCCGCUCAAUUCUGAGAGAACCCACCUUCCGAUGGACGUCCCUGUCCCAACCUGAACAGCAGUACUUCUCCUCUGCUAAAUACGCCAAGGAGGGCCUCAUCCGCAAGCCCAUAUUUGACAACUUCCGUCCUCCCCCUCUCACAGCUCAAGACGUGGGGCUGUUGCCCCAAGGUGUCAGCGGAGCAGGGGGAGCUGCUCCUGUUUCAUUCCCUACACAAGGCAGUGGAGCGGGAUCAGGGACUCGUCUGUUUGCCCCUCUUCACCCCCACACCCACCACCAACAUCCUUCUUCAUCCCGUUUUGAUGCACCACUCCAGAAGCGCAGCCCGUUGCUUCGCGCUCCACGCUUUACACCCAGUGAGGCACACUCUCGGAUAUUUGAGUCUGUUACCCUGCAUUCAUCCUCUGGGAGCAGCCCUGGCUCUCUUUCCCCACACCAAACGUCCUCUAGCUCCACCAGAAGCUCGCGGCGCAGGAGGCGAUUGGUGUCCGGAACAAUACGCAACCAACCACGGUCUCCUUCCCACUCAAUGACCAGACGCAGCGCCCAAAUUGGAGGUCCGAUAUCUGUGGGGAAAGGUUCCUCUGAGAUGUCUGUGCUGACAGGCUCUGUCUGCAGUAGUAACCCCAGCUCUUUGCCCGGGGUCUCUACAAGUCCACUAGCCACGAGUGCCUUAACUCCUCCUUCUUUCAGCACCUUCUCCUCCGUAUCCCUGACCUCACAAGGGACACCUGAUAGCAGGAGAGGGGCUUCUGGAAACCCACCUCCUUUGUCAACGACAUCUUCUUCCUCUUCCCCACUUUUCCCUCUCUUUCCUUCCAGUGCCCAGGACACAGCGCGAGGAGCUGGGAAAGGAGGUAAAGAAAAAAGCAUGUCAGCUCCCCAGGAACCUGCUCCAAAGGAAAAAGAAAGGGAUUCUGAGAAGAACCGAGAGAAGGAGAAAGAGAAUAAGAGAGAAGGGAGAAAAGAGGUGGAGAAAAGAACCAAGGUUUCUACUCCAGACGGUUCCCCCAACGCACCUUCCAGCCUCUUUACUGUGGAUGGGAGGGACUCAGAAGAUGCUCUUAUAGCUCUUGCUCCAAAAAAGGCCCCAGGGAGAAAGAAAUUAAUGGCAGUUGAGAUGGUUUCUGACACUGCUUCCUCUGAUGGGCGCGGGCUCAAUUCCCCUGCUCCCAUUUCUGUUGCUAAAGGACGUCUACCUAAGAAAGGUAGACCCUCUGAGAAGGGAGCAGCAGAGAUGGAGGAUGGGGAAAAGGAGAAGGAGAAAGAGAAACAAAGUGCUCCUAGCCAGCAGACAGCAAGCCUUCCAGGGCAGCCAGGCAGACAACCGCUCCCUGUCUCUGUUGUGUUGUCACAAGCGGAGAAACAGCCUGUGACUGACAAGCGGGUAGUUGGACUACUGAAGAAGGCCAAAGCCCAGCUCAUUGAAAUAAGGAAGAGUAAGCUGAAGGUCCAGGGUCAAGAGAGCGACUCGUCAGAGGCUUCAGUCCGUGGUCCACGCAUCAAGCAUGUAUGUCGUCGUGCAGCUGUGGCUCUUGGCCGUAAUCGGGCAGUGUUCCCUGACGACAUGCCCACACUUAGUGCCUUGCCCUGGGAGGAGAGAGAGAAGAUCCUAUCUUCCAUGGGGAAUGAUGACAAGUCAUCAGUAGCAGGUUCAGAGGAGGCAGAGCCUCAAUCCCCUCCCAUAAAGCCACGAGAGACACGGCAAAAGGCUGUUCAAGAAGCUCCUCCCAAGAAGGGUCGUCGGUCACGACGCUGUGGCCAGUGCUCAGGCUGCCAGGUUCCAGAGGACUGCGGUGAAUGUACCAACUGUCUCGACAAGCCCAAAUUUGGCGGACGAAACAUUAAAAAGCAGUGCUGCAAGAUGAGGAAAUGUCAAAAUUUGCAGUGGAUGCCCUCAAAGAUGUUUCUUCAGAAACAAGGCAAAGGCAAGAAGGACAAGAAGAAGAACAAGUUGUCUGAGAAGAAGGAGGGUCUUAAUCCGGUAAAGGGACCAAACACGGAGUCUGUCCCCAAACCUACUCCUGUACCACCGAAGGAGGAGCCUUCCCGCAAAAAGAGUGAAACUCCUCCUCUAAAGCUGGGAGAGGAGAAGUCAAGACAGCAGCCAUCAUCAAAGCAAUCAUCUCCAUCUUUGGCAUCUUCCCCUGCGCCAGUUGAACCCCCUCAGACUGCCAGCACAGUCACAGCCCAGGCUCAGUCUCCAGCCCUGACACCAGACCCCAAACAGCUCUCUGUCUCAAGCAGUGUCUCCAGUAAGAAGGGACACAAACCACAGCAAGUUGUGACCACAUCCUCCUCCUCGUCCUCAUCCUCUUCCACUUCCUCAUCUUCCUCAUCCUCCUCUUCUUCCUCCUCGUCAUCUUCAGCCCAGAAUUCCCCCUCCCAGUCUAUGCAAUCUCAUCAGCCAUCCCUACAGCAGCAACGGCCACCUGUGAGUCAGGCGCCUUCCAAAAAAGACGCCUCACCCAAGAUACCACUGAGCGAGCCCAAGAAGAAGCCCCAACAACACUCAUCACAGCAGCAGAGCUUAACUCCAACAAUGUCGGAUACAGUUGACUUAAAACCGUUGAAGAAGCCAACUUCCCGCUCCGUUCCUCCAUCUCCUAAACAAAGACCAAAAGACAAGCCGCUGAGCACUAAAUCACCCAGCAGCUGUACUUUAAACUGGCUGAGCACUCCCUCGACUAGGGGCCAGGCGAAGUCCAGAUCGCCCUGCGACGGAGUGCAUCGUAUCAGAGUGGAUUUCAAGAGGGACCAUGAUGUGGAGAAGGUGUGGGAGGCUGGAGGCCUCAGCCUGCUCUCCUCUGUGCCUGUCACGCCCAGGGUGCUCUGCUUCUUAUGUGCGAGCAGUGGAAAUGUUGAGUUUGUCUUCUGCCAGGUAUGCUGUGAACCGUUCCAUCUCUUUUGCCUGGGCGAGUCCGAGCGCCCUCUCCAGGAGCAGUUUGAAAACUGGUGUUGUCGACGAUGCCGAUUCUGCCAGGCCUGUGGGCGCCAGCACCAGAAAACUAAACAGCAGCUGCUAGAGUGCGAUAAGUGCCGUAACAGCUAUCACCCGGAGUGCCUGGGUCCCAACCACCCUACCAGACCCACCAAAAAGAAGAGAGUCUGGAUUUGCACCAAGUGUGUGCGCUGUAAGAGUUGUGGAGCCACUAAACCCGGGAAGUCCUGGGAUGCCCAGUGGUCACAUGACUUCUCCAUGUGUCAUGACUGUGCCAAACUCUUUGCUAAAGGGAACUUCUGCCCACUGUGUGAUAAGUGCUAUGAUGAUGAUGACUACGACAGCAAGAUGAUGCAGUGUGGCCGUUGCAACCAUUGGGUUCAUGCCAAGUGUGAGAAUCUGACAGAUGAGAUGUACGAGCUGCUGUCAAAGCUGCCAGAGAGCGUUGCCUACACAUGCACUAAAUGUACGGAACGCCAUCCAGCCGAGUGGCGAACAGCGUUGGAGAGGGAGCUUCAGGGCUGCAUUCGCCACAUCCUUACUGCACUGCUAAACUCACGCACAUCCACACACCUGUUACGAUACAGACAGGCGGUGAAACCUCCUGAGCUGAACCCAGAGACAGAGGAGAGUCUUCCAUCCCGUCGUUCCCCCGAGGGCCCGGAUCCCCCAAUCUUGACUGAAGUCACGCCCACCACUCCCAGCGACUCUCCUCCAGACCUGGAGUCUGUCGAGAAAAAGAUGGAUCAAGGUCGCUACAAGUCAGUGCUGGAGUUCAGUGACGACAUCGCGCGAAUCAUCCAGACGGCCAUCAACGGUGACGGUGGCCAACCCGAGAGCAGGAAAGCCAACAGCAUGGUCAAGUCUUUCUUCAUCCGUCAAAUGGACCGAAACUUCCCAUGGUUCAAAGUGAAAGAGUCCAGAUUGUGGGAAAGACAAAAAGUCGCUGCCAACAGUGGUCUCCUUCCCAAUGCUGUGCUGCCUCCAUCCCUGGAUCACAACUACGCCCAAUGGCAGGAGAGACAGGAGCUUUCCCGUGCUGAGUACCCCCACCUCAUGAAAAAGAUUAUCCCAGCUCCCCGGCCCAAGACCCCCGGUGAGCCAGAUACUCCAGCCUCCUCUCCUCCACUCCCUCCAUCUUUACCCCCACCACCUCCACUUCUACCUGAUCGUGAAGACAGCCCAGAGCUCCCUCCUCCGCCAGGUGUCAGUGAUAACAGGCAGUGUGUUCUGUGUCUGAAAUAUGGAGACGAGAACACUAAUGAGGGUGGCAGGUUGCUGUACAUCGGUCAGAACGAGUGGACCCAUGUGAACUGUGCCCUGUGGUCCGCUGAGGUGUUCGAGGACGACGACGGCUCUCUGAAAAAUGUUCACAUGGCUGUACUCAGGGGAAAACAGCUACGCUGCGAGAAGUGUCAAAAGCCAGGGGCCACAGUCGGAUGCUGCCUCACCUCUUGCACCAGUAACUACCACUUCAUGUGCGCCCGCCAGUACCACUGCGUCUUCCUGGAGGACAAGAAAGUCUAUUGUCCAAAGCACAGUGACCUCAUCAAGGGAGAGGUGGUGUCUGAGUUUGAGGUGACCCGCAGAAUCCUGGUGGACCUGGAUGGAAUUAGUCUCAGGAGGAAGUGGUUGGCAGGGCUGGAGCCUGAAAAUGUCCACAUGAUGAUAGGCUCCAUGACCAUUGAUUGUUUGGGGAUAUUGACUGAACUCUCAGACUGCAAACGCAAACUCUUCCCUGUAGGAUACCAGUGUUCCAGGGUGUACUGGAGUACUUUAGAUGCUCGAAAGCGCUGCGUGUAUACCUGUAGGAUCCUAGUUUGUCACCCUCCAGUGGUAGAGUCUGACCUGAAGAGCAUGAUGGCUCCUGAGGAGAAUCGAACGAUAGCACACAGCCCACCGCCCAUAGCAGACUUUCCUGAUCCAUUUGAAUCUCCACGGCGUUCAGACACCCUUUCCCCUGCCAACACCCCCAAGCUCAGGGUUUACACAAGGAACCGGCACCCCAGUUACCCCCCUUGCCAGCGCUCACAAGGCCCCAGGCCCAUGCCCUCUCCAGGAGGUUCCUCUCAACCCCAAAGCCAUGAGAUUGUGACAGUAGGAGACUCCCUGCUGAACACUGGCAUGCGGAAUAUUGACUCACGGCGCCACAGCUCCCCUUCUCUCUCCCCUCCUCCUCACCAGCUGCACAGACAGAGAGGGAUGACGUCCCCACCUCAGAUUUUGUCACGGCCCCUUACUUCACCACCUCCCCUCAUCCCCUCACCUGCCAGAGACCCUGAAAAGGCCAAACACCCCAGCAAAGACUCUGUUCAGAGGGACGAUGAAAGAGGUAGACAGUUCUCCACAGACAGAAAUAGAUCACAACCAUCCAGAGACCAAGGGUCGAGAGAUGCAGACAAGGGGAGAGUGUCAAGUCGAGAGCAAGCCUCUAAGGAUUCUGAGAGGAAUAGAUUGUCCAGAGACCUCGGGCAAAAAGACUCUGACAAAGGUGAACUAGCAGCCAAAGACCCAGAAAAGCGGAGACCAUUGAGUAAAGACUCAGCUCUGAAAGAAUCUGAGAGGGGGAGACCUCUCAGUAGAGACCCCUUAAGAGAUUCAGAAAAGGGAAGACAAGGGAACAGAGACUCUGAGAAGGGGAGACAGGCAAGCAGAGACACAAACAACAGAGAGACAGAUAAGAGCAAAUCAACCUCUAGAGAUUUCAGCUAUAAGGAUAUUGAAAAAGCUAGGCCACUCAGUAGAGAUACAGGGCUAAGGGACUCUGAGAAACAUAGACAAUAUAGCAGGGAAGCAGGAAAAGACAGACCGUCUAGCAGAGACUCUGACAAAGGUAGACCCUCGAGAGAUUCCAGUUAUAGAAGCACAGAAAGAAACAAAGACUCUGGCUCAGGGAAAGACAGCAACCCUGGCAGUCAGUCCAAACAGGCUGCAGGUGAAACUAAGAGCCCUAGACUGGCACCUGCAGGCUCAGGCCAGUCCUCCCCUCCUGUGGGUACUGCUGUCCUCACAAGUCAGCAGAGAGGUGGCAGCACCAAGCAGGCUGACAAGCAAGGAAAACACGGAGGCAAAGAUCAGGAUGUUUCUUCAAGCCUCAGUUUGUUGCCUCGUCACCGGUCCACUCCCAGCUCUAACACUAUACAGUCUAAGGACAAGCCCAACUCAGGGAAGGAGAGCAGUAGUGGCACUAGAAACUUAGUGCCAUCUUCACUCCAUAAGGACUCAGUUGUUGGGAAAUCCGGCUCCCCACAGCCUUCGUUUCAGAAGACCAGUGCACGGAAAUCAAAUGAUUACUCAUCAGGUCCGGGAUCAGCAGCAGCCAUGAAGCCUAUUUGGCCAUCGAGGACACCAGCAGAAGAUGACGUUGUCAAACGAGGCUCCAUGCAUCUUGCGUCUCCAGCUGCAGCUUCAGCUGCCAAAGACAAACACCCCAAAGUUAAGACGACAGGCAGCAGAGAGGUGUCCAAAGACCGGGAAAGGGAGAAAGGUCUCCAAAAUAGCAACAGCAGCAACAAAAUUCUACUCCUCAACAAUAAUACUAAAGCUAGUGGCAGCUCCAACACACAUGCUACAAACCCCACCUCUCACAACAACAGCAAUAGCAAAGCUCAGAUGCUUGGAAACAGCACCAAAGUCCAUGGGAAGGCUCAGGGGGAGAAGCUUGAGAACCAGGGAGGAGACAGGUCAUCCUCAAAGAGCAGAGAAAAUUUCUCCUGUCCCGAGAGAAAGAACAGCUCCAGUGUGGAUAACUUGCAGCAUCUGCAGCAGGCUGGUUUAGCACCAGAGAAAGCAAUGAAGACAUCUUCUCAGUCUCAUUCCAAACCAACAACUAACCAGCUGCAGCUGUCGUCCAGAGAGAAAAAGAGGUCUGUUAAACCUCCCACUGUAACUCCACUGAAGACAGAUAUUAAGACUGACCCUAAUGGGACCAGCACUAUUGGCGGUAUUUCCUCUUCCUGUCCCACGACCACUACCUCCACUGUCUCUCCUGCUGGCCAGGGGACCCGUCGUUCAGCCCGCUCUGCUCUCUUCUCCUCGCCGUCUGCCAGCAGCAGUGACAGCUCUGAAUCUGACACCCAGACUCAGACGGAGGAGGAUGAUUUGCAUAAAGAUCACAGCGAACUCCGAGACCACCGCAGCCUCCUCACUCAAGGCACCGAAGACGAGGCUGAUGGUCCAGAAGAUGACCAUGACAGAGGUAUGGAUGAUAAACAUCACGAGGAUGACAGUGACGGGUCAGGGUCAGCCAAGCGCCGCUACCCCCGGCGCAGUGCUCGCGCACGCUCAAACAUGUUUUUUGGUCUCACACCCUUCUACGGGGUCCGCUCGUACGGCGAGGAGGACCUCCCCUUCUAUGGCAGCGGGGACGGAGCCGGAGCCGUGGUUAAGAGGAGGACAGGCGGUCGCAAGAAGUCAGCUGAAGGGCAGGUGGACGGAGCAGAUGAUAUGAGCACCACCUCUUCGUCUGGGGACAGUGGAGAGGAUGAGGACAGCGUAAUGAAACAGAGGGGUAAAGACCCUUACUACUACAACUUCACACGGACAAUAAUUAACCCAGGUGACGGCCUGCCAUCCAUAGAAGGGAUAGACCAGUGUUUGGGACGAGGCUCCCAGCUCCAGCGCUUUCUUAAAGAUGAGGAGCAGCAACAACAGAGGGCACAAGGAAAAGCAGAAGACGACAUGCUGAGCGCUUUGACCUUGGGCAAGCAGCAUAUCGGCCAGCUCGAUGGCGUCGACGAUGGCUCAGAGAGUGACACAAGCAUCUGUACCACCAGCACCACAACCACCACAGCCACCUCCUCUUCCACCCCACAUAAGAGCACUCCGAAGAGAAGGGGCAGAGAGAGGCACACAGAGAAACUGGAGUCACAUGACUCGAGCAAGGAGGGGGACAACAGUGGUGGAGCAACAGGUGCAGCAGUAAGCAGUAACACGCGAGAAGGCAGAAAGAACCAGAAAGAAAACUGUCUUCCUUUAGGAGGUGGGGUCAAGUCCCAGCCACAAAGUCAGGGCCAGGAUCCUCUCGAAGCCCAGCUCUCCCUCAGCACUGACCUGCUUAAAUCAGACUCUGACAAUAACAACAGUGAUGACUGCGGUAACAUUUUGCCGUCAGACAUCAUGGAGUUUGUCCUGAACACACCUUCCAUGUCAAUGCAAGCUCUGGGUCAGCAGCCAGAGUCUUCCUCCUCUGAGCUGCUACUGGAUGAGGGUUAUGUCGGCGUGGAUGUCAACCGGCGUAAAGACAUUCUGUUUGAUGAUUUUUCCCAGCCACUGCCCAGUGCAGAGAGUGGAGGGGUGGUGGAGAGUAGUGUGAAUAGCUCCAUAUCUGUAGAGGAGCCAUAUCUUCCUCUGGAGCUGCCCUCUGACCUCUCUGUGCUGACCACACGCAGCCCUACUGUUAGUACCAGUCAGAACCACAGUGCUGGGAGCCUCAUCUCAGAUACCUCAGACCGCACCAUGCUGGGCUUGACCUCUGACCCAGAGACUAUCAGCGCUGAAAAGAGCGGGGAUAAGAAAAGAGCAGGGCCAGGUGUGUCACCAUCAGAGAAUCAGCAUGAUGUUACAGCUCUGGGAAACAGGGAUACCCAAGUCACUGAAGGUCACAUGACUCCUGAGCAGUUUAUUCCCAGCCCUGCCAUUGGCCAGGUGGUGGAACCGCCAGGUAAUCAGGACGUUCCCAGGAAUUCUGGUACUCCUGGUUUGCCAAGUUCCCCCUCUCUGCCUCUUCAGGGUCAAAAGUACCUUCCAGCAUCAGCUGCAGCUACCAGCAGCCCUAGUCCAGUACCUGGUCCAGGACCAUCCCAGGCUCAGGUUUCCAGCCCAGCAGUGAUCAAACCAGGACCUGAAAAACUCAUCCUGGUUAAUCAGUUUCAACCCCUCUAUGUCCUCCAGACUGUCCCUAAUGGAGUCACGCAAAAGAUUAGUGCGACAGGAGUGAUGGACACCAGCUCCCAAGCAGUGAUCAGCGCCAUGACACUCAAUACAGGGUUGAACACUGGUCUCACCUCAGCACAGCCAAUAUUUCCUGCUGGUGGCAAAGUCCUGGGCACGAUGCCCCACUCCUCCCAGAUUCACACGUUUAGAGGAGCCACACAGGCCGGCUUCCAGACAGGAAUACCAAGCACCACCUCAGGGCUUCUCAUUGGGUUGCCACACGACCAGCCCCAGAUACUGGUGUCAGAGGCCGGUCGACCGGGUCCCAGUGUUGCCAUAGUGUCCAGUCCCUCCUCUCUCACUUCUUCCCCGACUGUACUCGCCUCUGCUCAUGGCAAAAAGAGGCCUAUAUCUCGUCUUCUUCCCAGAAAAAACAAGAAGUUGGCCCGCUCUCGCAGCCAGCCCACUCUGGCCCCGUCAGAUGUCGCCCCUCCUAAUAUGACCCUAAUCAACCUGUCUUCCCCUCAGAUUACUGCUAGCAUCCCUGGCCAGCCUGGUGGCUUAGUUGAAUUAAGCACCCUCUCCUCUUCCCAGCGUAAGGUCCCCAAUAUUAUCAAGAGGCCAAAAUCAGGUGGGGUUAUGUACUUGGAUCCCACUACUCUCCUUCAGCAAAGGAUCCCUGCUACAGCCCAGUCUGGUAUCCUGGGUCACGAUACAUCUACUCACCUCCUACCUUGCACAGUCUCUGGUCUCAACCCCAGUCAGUCAGUUUUAAAUGUUGUGUCUGUGCCCCCUAGUGGCGCUGCCGGUCUUCUUGCACCAGGAUCAGUCUCCCUCUCUACCCCUGUCCUCAACUCCACUGAGAUCACAGGGCCAAUCAGCAACCUGUUGUUUAAGGCAGGGCCACAUGGGUUAGGCCUGUCCGAUCAGCCCAUGGUCCUUCAGUCAGCAGGGGGGGCUCCUCUGAUGUCACAACUCAGCUCCUCUGUCCAGACUUCCAUAGCCAGCAGCAUCUGCGUCCUGCCAUCCCAGCAAACUAUCAGCAUGGCUGUCAACCAACAAGGAGACACAGAAGGCGGUAAUAUCCACUUACAGCACCAGUCACAGCCUUUUAACAGAUCCCAGUCUUUGGACUGUACAAGCACCACUGUUACUUUAGCCCCAGCCACCUCUUUAAGCCCUGCCAAGGGGCGUGUUGUUGGCGUUCUCACCCAAACACAGACCUCUGCACACUCUCAAAGCAGCAGAACAACUCCCAUUUCCAGAUCCUCAGAACAAAAGCCACCUAACUCCUCCGCAUCAGUUGCAGUUUCAGGAGCUGCAAAAAGCAAACAGAAAACCAAGAGGAGUAGGCCGAGCACGGACAUGAUCAGCGGGAAAAAGCUCAAGGCUUCCCAGGCAGAGGAUCAUCACAAUAACCCUGCAGGACGACUCACCUCAAACCCAAGUUCUAAAGAGCUGAGCUCCCCUGAACCCAUGGACACAGGAAAGCCCACAGACAAGACCACCAACAAGGGUGUGCUUGGUAAAAAGAAGACUUCUGAAAGUCCUGUUUUACCGGGGAAAGUUGUGGGGAAAGACAAAGCAUCCGCAGCUGGUGGAGCAGGUUCUCUUCCAGUGGCUUCACCGCCUGACCAGGACGGCAACAGCAGGGACACAGGGCUGGAUAGUAAACCCAAGAAAGGCAUAAUCUUUGAAAUCUGCAGUGAGGAUGGCUUCCACAUCCGCUGUGAGAGUAUUGAAGAGGCUUGGAAGUCCCUGACUGAUAAGGUGCAAGAAGCUCGCUCCAAUGCCCGACUCAAAGAGCUCUCUUUUGAUGGCGUGAACGGACUGAGGAUGCUGGGCGUCGUACACGAGGCGGUGGUCUUCCUGUUGGAGCAGCUGUACGGCUCCAGACACUGUCGGAGCUACCGCUUCCGCUUCCACAAACCAGAGGAGACUGAUGAACCUCCCAUCAAUCCCCACGGCUCGGCUCGUGCAGAGAUCAACCACAGGAGGUCUGUGUUUGACAUGUUCAAUUUCUUGGCCUCAAAACACCGCCAGCCUCCUGAGUACAGGCCACAGGAAGAUGAUGACGAGGAAGGACAGCUCAGGACUGCCAGGCGAGCCUCCAUGGAGCUACCACUUACUGUGAGAUUCAAACAGCUCAAGGCCACCUCUAAGGAAACUGUCGGAGUCUACAGAUCUCCCAUUCAUGGCCGAGGACUAUUCUGCAAGAAAACCAUUGAUGCAGGAGAGAUGGUCAUUGAAUACUCUGGAAAUGUCAUUCGCUCUGUGCUCACUGACAAACGGGAGAAAUAUUAUGAUGGAAAGGGGAUUGGCUGUUACAUGUUUCGCAUCGAUGACUACGAGGUGGUGGAUGCCACAGUGCACGGCAACGCUGCCCGCUUCAUCAACCACUCCUGUGAGCCCAACUGCUACUCGCGGGUCAUCACCGUGGACAGCCAGAAGCACAUCGUCAUCUUUGCCUCUCGUCGCAUCUACUGCGGAGAGGAGCUCACUUACGACUACAAGUUCCCCAUCGAAGACGCCAGCAACAAGCUGCCCUGCAACUGCGAUGAGUCUGAGAUAAACCAUGAUCUCACAGCUCUUCUUCCAUCUCCAGUUUUUGGCACAGGCCUUCUCCUUUUUGGUCCAAACUGCUGCAGGAUAACAACGAUAACAUGUUUUCACUGGCUCAAACACAAGAGAGCUGCGAAAUUUAACCGCCUCAAGUUUAUAGUUUGCUUGCCAAAAAGAUAUUAA
Messenger RNA from Scomber japonicus (chub mackerel), 13779 nucleotides. RefSeq names its product lysine (K)-specific methyltransferase 2A (gene kmt2a). The transcript has 35 exons. Gene Ontology annotation, molecular function: protein binding; histone H3K4 methyltransferase activity; zinc ion binding. The record is from RefSeq and is a predicted model, not a curated record. Gene Ontology annotation, biological process: positive regulation of DNA-templated transcription. NCBI's taxonomy places the organism in Eukaryota, Metazoa, Chordata, Actinopteri, Scombriformes, Scombridae. The coding region runs from base 1 to 13779 and encodes 4592 amino acids. Gene Ontology annotation, cellular component: histone methyltransferase complex; nucleus.